This is a messenger RNA of Dendrobium catenatum, 1382 nucleotides long. RefSeq names its product receptor kinase-like protein Xa21. NCBI's taxonomy places the organism in Eukaryota, Viridiplantae, Streptophyta, Magnoliopsida, Asparagales, Orchidaceae. Bases 39 to 1382 code for a protein of 447 amino acids. The transcript is spliced from 2 exons. Gene Ontology annotation, molecular function: protein binding. The record is from RefSeq and is a predicted model, not a curated record.
UCCUCCCAAAUCCCAAAAUUACCUCUGAAGAUCCCAAUAUGAGAAAUUUACACUUGUAUUUCAAGUACUCAGCUUUCGUUCUCCUCUCCUCCUCUUCUCUUUUCCCACAAAAUCUUGUGGCUCAAGCACCAUCUUGCUCCGAAGAAGACAGAGCAGCUCUUCUCAGUUUCAAAGCUGGAAUCUUGAAGGACACGACUGGCAUUCUCUUCUCAUGGGUAGGCACCGACUGCUGUGGUGCAUGGGAGGGCAUUGAAUGCCACCCCGAAACUGGAAGGGUCAUCAAGUUGCAGCUUCAAAGACCGCGAGAAAGUGUGGGACAAAACCUUUACAUGAAGGGCUUUCUCUCUCCUUCACUUGGUAAGCUCCAGUUUUUGCAAGUGAUGGUACUUAGCGGAAUGAAGCAGAUCAAAGGAUAUAUUCCAGAAAGCUUUUCAGAUUUGGGUCACCUCACACAGCUUUAUCUUGAAGAUAGUUUGCUGGAAGGCACCAUCCCUUCAAGCUUUGGCAAGCUAAGUUCACUCAUUGCAUUAUCUCUUAGUGGCAAUCAUUUGCAAGGUCAAAUCCCUCAAAGCCUUGGAUCUCUAAAAAAUUUGAGUCAGAUUAAUUUAGGUAGAAACUCACUUACAGGCAUGGUACCAUCCUCAUUUAGAAACUUUCGAAGUUUGCAGUCACUUGACUUGAGCUACAAUCUUUUAUCUGGAGAAAUUCCUAGCUAUAUUGGCUUCUUUAAGAAUCUUACAUACAUUGACCUCUCCAAUAAUCAGUUAUCAGGAGUGAUGCCUAUUUCGCUCUGCAAUCUUACCAAUGUCUUAGAUAUCUCCUUGAGUCAUAACAAGCUGACUGGCCUGAUCCCAAGCCAAAUUGGCAACCUCAAGUUAUUGAAUUCUCUUUCACUGAGUAGUAAUUCUUUCACUGGUUCAAUUCCAGAAUCUCUUGGUGGAUUGCAGAAGCUGUGGUAUCUCAAUCUCUCUAAGAAUGACAACAAUGUUUCAGGUAGCUUGCCUCAAUUCAGCGAAGGAUUCAGACUUAAAUGCCUUCAUCUCUCCAAAAAUAAAAUUACAGGUCAAAUUCCGAGCAGCAUAUCAAAUCUAACCACUCUUGAGGUGCUAAAUCUUUCUAGGAAUCAAGUUUUUGGAGUUAUACCUGCUACCAUGGGUAAAUUACUUAGGUUGCAGUGGCUGGAUCUCUCAAACAAUAAUCUCACAGGAAGUAUACCUGCUGUAUUUUCUAGGCUCAGCAAUAUUAGGCAUGCAAGUUUCAGAGUUAAUAGCUUAUGUGGACAGAUUCCGCAGGGGAGGCCAUUCAACAUAUUUCCGGUAGCUGCUUAUGCUCAUAACCAGUGCCUCUGUGGUCAGCCUCUGCCACCAUGCAAGAAAAUUUAA